Carassius auratus (goldfish) is the source of this 4133-nucleotide messenger RNA. RefSeq names its product coiled-coil domain-containing protein 85C-B. Lineage: Eukaryota; Metazoa; Chordata; Actinopteri; Cypriniformes; Cyprinidae. Gene Ontology annotation, cellular component: apical junction complex. The transcript is spliced from 7 exons. Bases 542 to 1744 code for a protein of 400 amino acids. The record is from RefSeq and is a predicted model, not a curated record.
GGAUCAUUUCACACCAGUCUAAAGGAAGAAGAACCGAAGCCGAGACCCUGAGCGUUGACUCGCGUGAGGAGCUCUACGGCAAACCCCUUCUGAUCUGAUCUCUGGAGCUUCCGAUCAAUUUAAACCUGAAUGCAGGCAUCUCUUUAAUGAAGGCACUGUUUAUGGCUGUUAUUUUUUGAAGUAUAGCUCUUGAAACCUGUAAGAUCACGCGUGUGUGAAGAAAUUAUUUCCUUGAGAAAAACAUUUACAACGAUGCUCGUGGAUUUGUAUGUCACGCAUAUUGUAGGAUUUUUAAAUGCACGCACGAUUGUGAAUUUAUCGGUAAGUGAGGCGUAAGGUUUGACAACAAAUGUGUGUUCAAGACAAAUCAGUUCAUGCAUAGUCUUCCAUUGCAAAAGGAUUCCCGUAAUUAUUUACAUAAUCUAUGAAUCGGAUUUUUUAUGCGUUUUUACAUUGCUUUUUUUUUGGUGGGAUUCGGACACAGCGCUAUGCUAGAUCUUUGUUAAAUAUUUAACCCUGAGACUGUUCCUCUGUAAGCAUCAUGAUGGCAAAACAUUGUCCCAAUGAUGACCUAAGUAAGAUCUCUGAUGAUGAACUGGUCAGAUGGAGCAAAGAAGACUUGAUCAAGAGACUGAGAAGGGCUGACAGUGAGAAAAUGAACCUAAUGCUGGAACAUGGGAACAUGAUGAAGGACAUCAACCGCAGACUGCAGGUGCACCUCCAUGAGAUCCGUAAUCUGAAGGAGAUCAACCAAAAACUGCAAGAUGAUAACCAGGAGCUCAGGGAGCUCUGCUGCUUUCUCGAUGAUGAUCGGCAGAAAGGUAAGAAGCUGUCUCGGGAAUGGCAGAGGUUUGGGAGGUAUACGGCCAACUCCGUGUGGAAAGAGGUGAGCACCUAUCAGCAGAAACUCAAGGAGCUGGAAGUCAACCAGGAAAACGUCCUCCGGGAGAAUGCAGAACUAAAGGAGAUCAUUCUCAUGUUGGAUGAAGAUAGGAAUGGCGCAGGAUCUAGGAGCUCUAUAGACAGCCAGUCUAGUCUGAGCAACCUGAAUGGAGGUUCGAGCAUUGUCCGAGAUGUUGGCGAUGGGAGCAGUACCUCCAGCGGCGGAAGUGCUGGCAGCCCAGACCAUCAUCAUAAUCACAUACACAAGACUGUAGAAACCAAGAUUGGCACCAUACGACGAUCAAUGGAUGAUCUCUCCGCUCCACAUCAUCACAGGAGCAUUCCCAAUGGACUCAAUGAUGCAUCCUCAAACUACAUUCGCCAGCUAGAAACCAAGGUCCGGAUUCUAGAAGACAAUAACAACAAACUGCUCUCACAACCCUGUAGCCGUUAUAGCUUAUCAAAGCUGUCCAUGAAGUCUAAUCCAGGAGACCUGCGAGUCCUGCGGAAGGGCAUGAACCUCUACCACUCCGAAUCACAGCUGUCUUCCCUCCCCCAGAGGCAGGAGGCCCUACUGAAUGGGACUGGAAGGCUACAGACCAGUGAGUCUUCUCCUUCCACCGGGUUUGUCUCAUCUGUACAGAAACCUGAAGCUGUGGUUCAUGCCAUGAAGGUUCAGGAGGUCCGUGAUAAUCUGGACAAGCAGCUUCCAGAAGAAAGUGAAGAAGACCUGAGUGAGAAAGAGAAAGCCAUAGUGCGAGAGAUGUGCAACGUGGUGUGGCGAAAGCUGGGUGACGCAGCAGGAUCAAAGCCGUCCAUCCGACAGCAGCUCUCUGGGAAUCAGUUCAAAGGUCAGCUCUAACACAUGAGGAACAUCUCUCCUGUUCAGCCACCAUUAAACUCCAGCAGCACCAAACUGAGAGACACAAACGUUUCUGUCCACUACCAUCAUCCAUGUCAAAUAAUUUGGUGUCUGACAAUUGCCAUUAACAUUGGGCCGCUACACUCCAAUUUUCAGUUAAUCUGUAAACAAGCAAUAAUCCACCUUGAAAUGAAAUUUUUUGACUGUUAAUUAUAUUUUUUCUUUAUUGAUGAAAUCGAUCUGGUAUGAAUUUACCAACUCUGGACUGCUCAGUUGACAAUUACCCAACGGUCAAUUUGACCGAAUUUAGAUUUAGAGAAGAAACACUGAAAGGACAGUGUGGUUUGGGACUGGACCCAUGAAGUGUUUACUACUGGCAGCUAGUGAUGUUCAGUCAGAUUUCCUCUUUUUUGUUUUGUUUUACCUCAUAAUAUUGUUUUUACAAACCAGUGAUGUAAGAAAACUCAUUAUUGUUUGCCUUCACCCUUUUUGACAAAGUCGUGUCCACCGAACUGUGGUUCACUCCUUUCAGAGUGAUACCAGAUCAUGCUCACUCACUCCACUGUGUUCUGGUACCCUUCCUGUGCAGGUAAUCUACACUAAUGACUCUGAAAGACGAUGUAAGAUAUGUACAAAAAAACACUUUAUUAUGUUGUCUUUUUAAGUGUUUUUACUUUUUCUAGAAGCUGUUUUAAUAAGUUCCAACUUUACAGCGUCUGGGGUUUCUUAACAGUGCAACAAUUUUUGAUCAAUGCAACUCAGACACAAAAGCAGCACAAAACAUGCUGAAUUAGAUUUUUCCCUCUUCCUGUAUGAAAAAAAGGCGGUCACAACUGAAAAUCAUUGUAUUUGAACAUUUAAGAUGUCAGAUUUUAAAACGGUGUGCUGUGCAUGCUAGACAAUCACAUCUCUCAGGUCUAGGGAAAUGGCAAGUAUACAGUACAUCAUGUCUGAAACAGUAGUUUCAGUUGUCCUUUUCCAGCCUUUUUAAGUCCUCGGUUGACCCGUUAACAGUCACGACUGAUGCAUUGGAAGAAAUAAUUGUGCUAACCUAAUGUUUUAAAGGUCUAUGCUGUCUUUUUCACCACUAGGAGUUUAUCUAGAUGAAUGUCCUUUCUCAUGAUUCUAGUAAAAAAAAAAAAAAAAACAUGCAAUGCUCCACUUUGACCUCCACAUGAAUGCAUGACAGAUGAUGUCAAUGGGGUCAAAGUUUAAAUUAAAGCAGCUUUGUGUCUCAAAAAGUAGACAAGUCCAUCAAUGUCUCCUGCCCCGACUAAAUAUUUCAGUCCAUGAAGGAAAACUGUGCAUCAAGUUUCAUGGACGUUUAAGUAGUUGUUGCAGGGGGAUUCUCUGUCACUGUCAGUUACUAUGAUUAUAGUUUGUUUUGGAUGAACAAUGAUCACAGGCCCUCAUGGAAUCCAUUAGAAGUUCUGCAUAUUUCCCAUCCCCUGCUUGUUCAUCUAUUAUAUAUUUCGGCUAGUUUAAUAAUGCUUUCGGUUACCAAAAAGCACUUUCAGCACCAUAUCUUAUGUGUUAUCCUCACAUUUUCCCUCAGAAGUCUGAACUAUUGAAGAACUAUAGUUACCAUUAAACUUAAUUAGUGAUCAAGGUCUGGAUAUAGCAAUAGGCAUUCAGUUCAUUUAAAUGCAUGUCAGCAAUAGUUUAAUGUAUGUGAGUCUCUUUUUCCUGAUAUUCUUUUCAAUGUCAAAUAAACCGCUCAGCUCAUGCCUGUAAAUGAAAUACUAUGGCUGUGUUCAGAAUGCAAAAAAGAAAUGGUAUGUAAAACAGCACACAUUUUUCAACCAUAAACAGUAGCAUUGACAUUUAAAAAGUCUAGAAAUAUUUCAUGUUCAAAUAAAUUGCAACUAAUUCAGUUCGAUCUUCAUACUGACGAUGGAAGGUCGAGCAUAUGUUGUAUGCUGCAUUUAGUUGUAUUCCGAACAUAGCCAAAAGAUGUAAUUGUAAAUGGGUGACAGCUAAAGAAAGAGUUUAAACAUGAAUUAACCAGAGGUGUUUUCUUUAUUAGUAAGAGUGCAUUCGAUUGGCUGGCAAUGAGUUUUGACCCACCUGUUACAAACAUGAGAAGUUGCUAUUGUUGUUAAUGAAAGGAACUGCAAGCAGAUCCGAAGCGGUCUUAACACAAAGCCAUGAUUUUUCGGGGAUGAUAUUAUUUGGCAUGUGCUGCCUCUUUUGUGCAUGGGGUUUUAUUUUGAACCUAUGCACCUACUCCCUGUUUUGUUUUAUUGUGUAAAGCCUCUGAGGUUUAUCCUGUCUUCAGUGUUAAUAGCUGCGAGCAUGACCGCAGGAUACAUUUUAUGGUAAAGAUGUAAAGAAAAAAGGUGUACAAAGUGAACCAAACAAUUCUGUCAAUAAACAAUCUAUUGCUUUA